This is a messenger RNA of Adineta ricciae, 2400 nucleotides long. The record is from the annotation of a GenBank genome assembly. Lineage: Eukaryota; Metazoa; Rotifera; Eurotatoria; Adinetida; Adinetidae.
AUGGAUGAAAGUACUCUUCGUUCAAGGCAAAAGAAAUCAAGUGAAACUAGCGAUCAAGAUAAAGACCCAAUGCUCAUUAAAAAACGCAAACAAACGUCGGAAAAUUAUGAGUUUGGUGAUGUUCAAAAGAUUCCUAACAACAUACGAGAUAUCAUGGAAAAGAACUUUUCUCGUAUAUUCGCGUGGGAGUUAUAUUUUGGAUAUAUUUUUUGGACGAUUUUCUUCGGUAUUGGCCCAAUGGUGAUGUUCUUUCCCAUGGUCAAAUUGGCUAUUGACGGUUAUGAAAUCUUGAUUCUUUGCUUAGCAAGUCCGAUCAUACUUAGUUCUUCAAUUAUUAGAAAUAUUGCUGAGAGCACUGUGGGCAAAUUAAUAACUCGGAUCAUUAUCAUCAUUAGUUUACUAUCGUUUCAAUUUGAAAAUCCUGUUCUACGAUUGUUCAUACUUUCAAUAGGAACUGGCGCUGCUAUGAUUGAUCUUUGUACGAGUCUCAGUGCACGAUAUCAUUCAUACCGAUCAAUCAUUGUUUGGACAUUGACGAUCAGUUUGUUCUACUUUCUCAGUCUUCGCGUUUGUUUUAAAAGUAUAAUGCCAGCUUGGUCAGGUGUUCUUGCCAACGUAGUACAUGUCAUAAUUGGAUUUCUUGUCAUUGUUGAUCAAUUUAUGCGGGACAAUACCAUGUGGCAACUACUUCCAUCGAUCUCGCUUACUGCAACUCCACACACAUCUUCACUUGGUUUCAAUCCAUUACGAUCAGCACCACACGAAAGUGUUUUACAACCACAUUGGUUAUUACUUUCGAUUGGAUUUGGUAGUCUAUUAUUUAAUCUGCAUUGGGUAUUUGGUGAUCUAUCAGUUGUGAGUCGAUGGGCUUCGAAUGGCUUUCCAGAUCAAGCACCGGAACCGAUCCCAUACGGACUUCUCGUUUGGAUUGGUUUAUUUGGUGGUGUAUUAACCAUCAAUCGUCUCAGCAUCGUUACAAAUCGAUGGUGGGCAUCAAUCGGAUUUGUUGGUUAUGGUUUAUUAUAUUUCAAUCGUGGAAAUGUUGCAUUUGCUGGUACAACGAAGCUUUCAUACUCGAACUUUGAUUUCAUUCUUUACAUAGGUGGUGUUGCACUAAGUUUAUUCAUUGGAUCUGUCAUUCCAUUGAUAUUCGACAAAGUUGCUCGUGGCCUUUCGUCGCGUAUCGUUGUCAUCGGUGCUUUUGUCUACAUUCUUCAUGUUUUGUAUGCUGUUUGGACAAGUGCUUAUAAUUUCGUUCCGUUUGGUGGAACAUUAUUACGAGAAACAUCUCACGUUUUGGUAUUCUUCAACUUUCUCGGCAUUUAUUUUGGCGUUUACACUGCUAAGCCUAACUUAGGAACAUAUAUACGUGGGUACAUUUCGUCGAUUAGUUUACCAAAUCGUCGGAUUUGGUCACUCUUUGGUAUUGCCUUUAUUAUUGCGUGUGCUGGUACUUUUUCACGUUUUCUUAAUUUACCAUCGAAAUCAUUACGUCUAUCAGAAGAUCCAACUCAUAUCUCUGCUGCUAUUUGGACAGUGCACUUCGGCUAUGACAAUGACGCACGACCAAGUCUGGAUCGUGCUGCAGCUGUUCUUGCUGAUACAAAUGCGGAUGUUAUCGGUCUGUUGGAAACAGAUUCAGCAAAACCAUUCUUUGGAAAUAAUGAUUUGACAUCGUAUCUUGGAGAAAAAUUGCAUAUGUUUACGGACUUCGGUCCAUCAACAAAAGAUCAUACUUGGGGUUGUAUUAUUCUUUCUAAAUAUCCAAUUGUUCGAUCGGUGCAUUACUUAUUACCAUCACCCGAAGGUAAGAGUUUCUGCGGAGAUCAAACUGGUCACGUAUCUCCGAUAAAUUCAGGUGAACUUGCGCCGGCUAUACUUGCAACAGUUCAAACAGCAAGCAAAUUAGUCGAUGUACUCGUCGUUCACAUGGGCAAUGAUCGAGAUGAUUUAGAUCGAAAACUACAAGCUGAAAAACUACGAGAGAUUAUGGCAAAUAGUACUAAUCCAUUGAUUUUCCUCGGCUAUGUCACAUCGCAACCAUUCAGUCGAGAUUAUCAGGUGUUAACUUCAGCUGCAAAGGACAUCGAUGCCACUGACCGCGAUCGGUGGUGUGAAUAUAUUCUAUACAAAAACUUCAUUCGUGCGGGUUAUGCACGAAUCACACAUGCUGGUCUGACUGACACAGAAAUUCAGAUGGCUAAAUUCAAGUUCCCGACUAAUGCAGAUUUCAAUGAUCAUCCAGUUUUAGUGACUGAUCCAUCCGCUGUCACUGACCAAUCAGUUCUUUUCAAUUCAAAAUUCGGCUCAUUCUAUCGAGGCCAUGGACGCUUCAAUACUCAUCGCUUUCACAUGGAUACACCUAAAUAUUUUCUUCCCAACGGACCUAAAACCAAAUAA